Cucurbita moschata (crookneck pumpkin) is the source of this 1399-nucleotide messenger RNA. RefSeq lists its product as uncharacterized. The record is from RefSeq and is a predicted model, not a curated record. The coding region runs from base 249 to 1277 and encodes 342 amino acids. NCBI's taxonomy places the organism in Eukaryota, Viridiplantae, Streptophyta, Magnoliopsida, Cucurbitales, Cucurbitaceae. The transcript has 3 exons.
AACAACAAGUCUUUCUCAGUUUGACUUCUUAAUUGCUACCCAUUUCUCCCUCUUCCUCCAUCAUCUCUGCUAUCAAAUCUGCCAUCAUUUCAUUCAUGGUCUGCUCCUCUGCUCCUCUGCUGCAAGCAAUAGCCUUUAUGAGAGUGUUCUUCUAAACAGAUGAUCAUAAACCUCGUACGAAACAAAUUUGAAGAUUGAACAAGAACAUUGGAGAAGAAUUUCGUUUGCUUAUUGGAUCUCAGGCCUUGAUGGAAGGUCAAACUCAAGAUUCAACCAAUGUCACAGACAUCAAGGCAUCUACAGAUGUUUUCAGGCCAAGUAGUAUGGGAGUCAAGAAAGCUCUUACAAUGAUACCUCCUCAUAUCAUAGCAGAGGCGAUUUCCACCAUCACUGGCCUUGAUCUAAGAUGGUCAGGUCCUAUAACACCAGCAGAAAGGCAAUAUGUAGAACAAUAUGUAUUAGCCAAGUAUCCACAAUAUGCACAACUAGAUGGAGAAAAGAUAGAUCUUUCUUGCCUUUGCAUCAACGAGGAAUCAACCGAUCAAACCACGUCGGAUGAUUGGCGAAAGUCGCCGAGAAACAUCCCGAGAGAGCCUUCGACACCGUCGUUCGGAAGCAACCUUCCGAAUCUGGAAGGAACCCCAUUGGAGCCAUCAAGAUUGCUAGAUAUUCUCACCAUGAAAUGUUCAUUUCCAGGGAGUUUCAUAUCAAUUCCUGAAAUUCAAGCUCAAAACAAAGUUUUGAAGCAUUGUGGACUGCCUGAUGAAGAGUAUCUUGUUCUGUUCAUACCAAGCUAUAGGCUAGCCAUGAUGCUUGUAGGAGAAGCUUACCCUUUUUUCAGAGGGAAUUACUACAUGACAGUGAUAAGAGAUGAAGGAGAUUGUAUUAAAGAGUUUGCAAGUUUCAAGGAGUCUAAAGUGAUAGAAGCACCGGAGAGUUGGUUGGAUUUGAGGAUUAAAGGAUCUCAACUUAGUCAGUACUUUAGAAGGAAGUGUAAGCAUAGUCCAAAAGGGUUGUUUUCUUAUCCAGCUGAUGUAAACGGGACUCGAUACUCGUUGCAUUGGGUGUCGGAGGCUCAUCGGAACUCGUGGCACGUCCUUCUCGACGCGACUGCUUUUGUUGUUGGUGGGGAACGUUUGAAUCCUCUUCUACAUAGGCCUGACUUUGUGUUGUGCAGUCUUGAUAAUACACAUGCAAAUCCUUCUAGGAUCAUUUGUCUUUUGAUUAGGAAGACAUCGUUUGAUACUACAAUGGCAGCGUCCCAAGCAGCUGAAUGAUGAGUAGUUUGUUUGUCAUGUGUUUCGGCUUCAUUGUAAUAUCCAUUUUAUGCUGUGUAGCAUCAUCUCUUGGAACUGUUAUGGAUUGAAAUUUCCUUAAUAUAUAUACUACAUAAGUUUGA